CUGUGCGAGAGCAAGUGCGAGAGCACGAGAACUGAGCGAGGCACGACUCAUGCAUUUCUAGAAAAGUCCGACAGCGGCAUUUUUGCAAUUUCAGCUCACAACUUUGCGUGGUAACGACGUGUUUAUAGCAACAUCUAAGACUUUAAUCAGUAAAGCCGAGGUUCAAAAUCGCUUAAAAUGGACAAGGUGAACGAACUAAAGGAAAAGGGCAACACGGCGCUCAAUGCCGAGAAAUUCGAUGAAGCGAUUGCUGCAUAUACAGAAGCCAUUGCGCUGGACGCCAAAAAUCAUGUGCUAUUCAGUAAUCGGUCGGCGGCCUUUGCCAAGGCCGGCAAGUUUAGGGAGGCCCUCGAAGAUGCUGAGAAAACCAUCUCUCUGAAUCCCACCUGGCCGAAGGGCUAUUCGCGCAAGGGUGUUGCGGCCGCUGGGCUGCGUGACUAUAUGAAGGCUCUCGAAGCCUAUAAUGAGGGCUUGAAGCACGAUCCGCAAAAUGCGAUCCUAUUGCAGGGCUGUCAGGAGAUAACUGCAUCGGUGCUGAACAUGAUGCAAUCGCAGGGCGACAUACCCAUGGACGUUGAUCCGCAGUCGAGCAGCCCUAGUUUUGAGAGAAAAGCGCCGCCGUCCAAGAGCUCGGAGCCCCCAAAACCGGCUGAGCCGCGGGUGGAGGAUAUGAGCGAGGAGGAGCGCAAAAAGUACUUUGCCAAGAAGGAAAAGGAACUGGGCAACGCGGCCUAUAAGAAGAAAGAUUUUGAAACUGCCCUUAAGCAUUAUAAUGCUGCCAUCGAGCACGAUCCGACUGAUAUCACGUUUCAUAAUAAUAUUGCGGCCGUUUACUUUGAGCGCAAGGAGUACGAUGAGUGCAUUAAACAGUGCGAGAAGGGCAUCGAGGUGGGCCGUGAGAAUCGUGCUGAUUUUAAGCUAAUUGCUAAAUCCUUGGCUCGCAUUGGAAACACCUAUCGCAAGCUGGAGAACUAUAAGCAGGCGAAAUUCUACUAUGAGAAGGCCAUGUCUGAGCAUCGCACACCGGAGAUAAAGACCUCGCUGAGCGAGGUUGAGGCAAAAAUUAAGGAGGAGGAGCGACGCGCCUACAUUGAUCCAGUUAAGGCCGAGGAGGAAAAGGAAAAAGGCAAUGAGUACUUCAAAAAGGGCGACUACAGCAAUGCCGUUAAACACUAUACGGAGGCCAUUAAACGUAAUCCCGAUGAUCCCAAAUUGUACAGCAAUCGGGCUGCCUGUUACACAAAGUUGGCCGCUUUUGAUUUGGGUCUGAAGGAUUGUGAUACUUGCAUUAAGCUGGACGAGAAAUUCAUCAAAGGUUAUAUACGAAAGGGAAAGAUUCUCCAGGGCAUGCAACAAACCUCAAAGGCUUCCUCGGCAUACCAGAAGGCGCUUGAAUUGGAUCCCAAUAAUGCCGAAGCUAUUGACGGAUAUCGUCAAUGUUCAAUGAACUUUCAACGUAAUCCACAAGAAGUGCUCAAGAACGCCAUGUCCGAUCCGGAAAUACAGCAAAUUCUCAAGGAUCCGGCCAUGCGCAUGAUACUCGAACAGAUGCAAAACGAUCCAAAUGCGGUCAAGGAACAUUUACAAAAUCCAGCCAUUGCCGACAAGAUAAUGAAGCUGCUGGAAUCGGGCAUUAUACAGAUACAUUAGAAUUAGCGAAACCCUAGAAAACAAGAAAUUGGAAAACAACAACAACCAAACAAAUCGCUAACAUUCAGGAGACACACAUAAUACAACCAAUAUGCAUAUACAAUGAACGCACUUCUAUGUCGCGGUGCGCUGCCACAAAACUAAAUACCAUGUUGAACCUUAAUAUUUCUAAAUGAGAAACUAUCUUGGAUAAUACCGCAACGCUGACAUGACUAUAAAUUCAGUAAAGAAAAUAUGAAUGAUUGAAAACCAACUAAAUACAAAUACUAUUUGUUUUGCAA
Drosophila virilis is the source of this 1931-nucleotide messenger RNA. It is a transcript of the gene Stip1, whose product is annotated as Stress-induced phosphoprotein 1. The record is from RefSeq and is a predicted model, not a curated record. Gene Ontology annotation, molecular function: Hsp90 protein binding. NCBI's taxonomy places the organism in Eukaryota, Metazoa, Arthropoda, Insecta, Diptera, Drosophilidae.